AUGGGCGUAGGGGUGGUGGCCAGGGAUGCUACAGGUGCUUGGAAGGCAGCGUUGUGUUCUUCCUUGCCCUAUGUUUCGGAUCCCUCUGUAGCUGAAUCUCUUGGAGCUCGCCAGGCUGUAGUUCUGGGUCAGAAGAUGGGGUUCCCUUCUAUUGUGCUUGAAGGUGAUGCAAAAGAGAUUGUGUUAGGUUUAAGGAACCCAGCUGGUUGUAGUGCUAGACUGCACAAUGUGCUCCUGGAUUGUCGUUGUCUUUUAGAGUCUUUUAGCUCUUGGAGUGUAAAUCACGUGCGUCGUGAUGGAAACAAGGCUGCCCACAAGUUAGCAAAAUUAGCUGUUUCCCUUUACAGUAAUCAUGUGUGGGUUAAUGUUUGUCCUAAAGAGAUUUGGUCUAUUAUCUGUAAUGACUUUGUUUCUUAA
Messenger RNA from Alnus glutinosa, 417 nucleotides. RefSeq lists its product as uncharacterized. Lineage: Eukaryota; Viridiplantae; Streptophyta; Magnoliopsida; Fagales; Betulaceae. The transcript has a single exon. The record is from RefSeq and is a predicted model, not a curated record. The coding region runs from base 1 to 417 and encodes 138 amino acids. Gene Ontology annotation, molecular function: nucleic acid binding; RNA-DNA hybrid ribonuclease activity.